AUGAAUAAUAGUAAUAAAUAGUAUACUAAGAUAAAGGAUAUUCCUGUAAAAGGUGGUAGUGAUAAUUGUUUCUUUGCUUCAUAAUAUAUAAAAUCAAAAUGUAUGCUUGUGAAUAAGAAUGGUUCAAAUGUAAGUUUAAUAAGGAAGAAACAAAAUGGAGAGUUUAUGACUGAGGAAUCUAUUGAGUUUGGAACAUAAUAUAUUUUUGGGUAUAUGACUGAUGAUGGACAGUAUUUGAUUACUUGGGAUAAUCAAUCAAAAGAAAUUCAGAUCAGAAAAUAUCAGGAAAAAUGA
Paramecium primaurelia is the source of this 294-nucleotide messenger RNA. The record is from the annotation of a GenBank genome assembly. NCBI's taxonomy places the organism in Eukaryota, Ciliophora, Oligohymenophorea, Peniculida, Parameciidae.